Messenger RNA from Kwoniella botswanensis, 2526 nucleotides. RefSeq lists its product as uncharacterized. Gene Ontology annotation, molecular function: DNA-binding transcription factor activity, RNA polymerase II-specific; zinc ion binding; DNA binding. Lineage: Eukaryota; Fungi; Basidiomycota; Tremellomycetes; Tremellales; Cryptococcaceae. The transcript has 13 exons. Bases 1 to 2526 code for a protein of 841 amino acids. Gene Ontology annotation, biological process: regulation of DNA-templated transcription; DNA-templated transcription. The record is from RefSeq and is a predicted model, not a curated record.
AUGAGCCCCCGGCCCGUUCCCUCGUCCACAUCGCCCGAUGAGCAAGCUUCUGAAGCCAUAUCGAACUUAGGUUCGGCUAGCCGGACAGCCAGAUACGGUUCCUCUUGCAUUGCCUGUAGACGUAGGAAGCAGAAAUGCGAUGCCAAGACCCCUUCUUGCUCCCGUUGCCUGAAGCUCAAGGAGGAGUGCAUCUACGAGGGUAACAUUCGAAAUCAACCAUCUCCGCACCUAGUUCCCCUUCUUGUCAAGACUUUCGACUUCCUUCGUUCCAUCGCCUCUCCUCAAUCACAAUAUCCUGAUACAGCUGUUCGCCCCAUGAUUCAACGAUUCUUGCAUGAUCAUAAAAUCCCCAAUUUCACUGUUUCUCGAAAGAUAGCAGACGAAGGACAAGACGUCAGUAGUGACGAUCUAUUUGCUGGAAACGACGAUAGCAUCAUAAGGAGCACUAUAGAAGAGCAUCCUGUCGUUGGAGAAGAAGACAGUGCGGAAGGCAAUCCGGAGGUGGACGAGCUUCUGAUGCAUAUGAGCUUGGCGGACGAUGGUCAGAAUGGACAUUUCGGCGUUACAUCACUCUUCUAUCAAACACCUUCCGAUUCCAUUGUCGAAAGACUACAACGGCGUCUAUCCAAAUCCCAAGCUAUCACACGGAAUACUCUACAGAGGUCGAACUCGCAUCAGAACGAAGGGCAAUCGAAACUGUCCUUAGGUCAAUCGCACAGAAGGGACUCAGAUGAUGAGAUCUGGGCAACUGACGAGAAUAGCACCACGACAGGACCGGAAGAUGAAGCUGGAAUAUUGAAAGGGAAUGCGUCAAUGCUUGGAGGAUGGGAAAGUUUGGCUUACUCUAAAUUGGAGCUGGAGUCGGACGCUGCAAGCGCCAGAAUGAUAGUGCAUCUGUUGAAGACGUACUUCUGCUGGCAAUACGGUUCGCAUUGCGUUGUGUACCGUCCGGUCUUCAUUCGCGAUAUGGCUUUGGGAGGUCCGUAUUUCAACCACUUCCUGUUGAACGUCAUAUGCGCACAUGCUACCCGGUAUUCAGACUAUCACCAACAGAUGAGUGGAUUCAUGGGCGGAAACAAAAAUGGACUAUCCACCCCCGCAUUGGCCUUAGGAGCGGACUUUAUGAACCGUGCCAAGCUGCUGUUAGCUGCUGAGAUGGACAAGGACAGAGGGAAUGCGCAUGUGGUAACCUGUCGCAGGGAUGGAUGUACACAGGGUGAGUUCAUCAAGUUGAACCGGGAGCUGACAUGUAGCAUGGCGUUUCGAGCGAUGCGUGAUCUGGGCAUCCACCUUGAUUGCAAUCGUCUUCCGAUAUUUGGCUUUGGCACUAUGUCAGCGGAAGACCGGGAGAUACGACGCCGCUUGUUCUGGUCAGCUUUCACUUGGGAUAAGAUAAUUAGCUUGGCUCUCGGUCGGACUCCCACAUUCAACGCUUGGCAGAAUGCAUCACCCGGACCGAUCGUGGAUGAUACGGAAGAUGAUUCAGAGUGGAAACCGUAUUUUUGGGACGACGCUAUGCCACCCGAGCUCACUCACUAUCCUGUCCAAAAGUCGCUUAUGACUUCGAACUUCAGGCAUUUCAUCAAGCUGUGUGAGAUCAUACAAAAAAUCAUCAUGCGAUUGUACAAUGGUCGGGUCACGCGAAUUCGCAGUCAUAAUUUCGUAGAUACAAUGAAGCAUCGGUUGACGGAGUGGAUGGACCAGUUGCCAGCAGGGCUCAAAUUGGAUGUCAAUGCUUUGCCAGAGCAUUGUCCACCACCUCACAUCUUCUCGACCAAGAUAUACCUGCCUAAUGCCGUGCCAGUCCGGACUGCUGCAUCACCCAGUAUCACAGCAUCAGCGGCAGUGACGUGCACCAGAAUGGCAGAGGAGCUUCAUCAGCUGUUCUUAUUGUACUCCAAAACUUUCAAAUUGCGUAACAUGACUUAUACCUUGACCUGGUCUAUGUACUCCGCGGCAACUAUCAACGCGAUCGAUUUCCAGUCAACGGAUCCAGCUGUAGCUGCUGCUGCGAGCCCUAGGCUGAGCAUGUCUUUGCAUGUUCUUGAGCGCGGUAGCUUACAGACUCCCGGCACCCAGAGGUCCAUCGAGAUCAUCAAGCAGCGUUUGCGCACACCUGCUAUACGUCCGGUGAAACGUCAGGGAGAGAAUCUAAGUGACAGUGAUCGAACUAAGCGUCUAUCACUGCUCAGUCCUCCUCCGAUAAACUCAGCACAAUCUCAAGACAUCCAAGCGCCAGACCUGAUUCAAAAUGAGCCGCAGACCGCUAGUACUCAAUCCUCCACCGAAUUCGAUCUAGUCAGUAUCCUAGGCGCAAGUGCGACAACAUCCAAUCCCCCACAGACAGACGAAGAAGAUGAUAUGAACAAUAUGUGGACCGCGUUGAUACAAAAUGGAUCAAACGGUGCUGGUAACAUGGAUUUAUUACAGGGUAUGAUGGCCAUGCCUUCAGUAGUUGCUGCUCCGAAUCAGUACACGACAUAUCCUGACUGGUCCUCAGAUUGGUGGAAUCAGACAGAUUCCUGA